GCAAAGGAAAGACAUGACGAUUCAAGAUGGCGAAGGACCUGGAUGAGCUCUUGGAUGAAGUCGAAUCCAAGUUUUGCAGACCCGACCCACUGAGACUGGGCAUGGGCGAGCCAUCCAAAGGCCACCGCGUCACCCACAGAAUCGACCGAAACCGAGCCGAGGCGAAAGAGAAGCUCAGAUCAACAGAAACAUUAAAAAAAGAAGAUGAUCUUGACAGUCUUAUUAAUGAAAUAUUUGAAGAGCCCAAUUUCAACCAAAAAAACUUUAAAUUAAAAUCUAAAUCUUCAGGUAACACAUCUGUCAGAGCUUCCAUUCAAGGCCACAGUAAAAGUUGCAGCCCAGUGUACCUUGGUGGAAGCACUCUUCCAUUCGGAAUUGGAACAAAUACUUCACCGAGAGCAUGUGACCAUCUGCGUUGUAUAGCCUGUGAUUUCUGGAUAGUGAACUACAAUGACUAUAUGUGGGACGAAUCAUGUGAUUAUCUGUUUUUUAGGAACAACAUGCCAGAAUUCCACAAAUUAAAAACAAAGUUGGUAAAGAAGAAAGGAUCACGGGCAUAUGCRUGCCAGUGUAGCUGGAGAACUGUUGAAGAACUGACCAACCUGCAGACAGAUCAUCAGCUUCGCUGGGUUUGUGGUAAACAUUGAGACUGCAGCCUUUGACAUUCUGACAAAUGCCUCUAUUAGGGCAGCCUCCAGCCAUCAUCAUGUUUACGUAAAGGCACAUAUCAUAUUAUGCCAUUUGGAAAAAGACAGUGAAUUUCAUUUAACUAUGUAAAUUUUUGAAGAUCAAAUGGACUAGGGAAGAGAAUAUAACACUUUAAGAAUUAAUCCUUUUUGAUGAUAGAUGUUUCACUAAGUAAGAUAACAGAUAUCCAAAUUCUUUGCUCACCUAUCUCCUGUUUAAUGAUAGCAUUUCAUACUAACAUAUAGGCAGCCUUUCAUUAGCAACCACUGCAUUGACAGCUCAGACACUUGGUGUAAACAUUCCUUACUUAGAGCAUUUAAGGGGAUGGAGUUUACCAGGGCACAGAGUCACUGUAGGAUUGGUUAUGGCACUUCCUCCAGUCACUUCUGUUGUUGUCAAAAGAUCAUAACUUAGACAUCUCAAAAACUAGAUGAUAAGCAGCUAACAGAAGGGCAGUCAGGAGUACAGGUAUGUUAUAAAACACUGCCUUAUACCUCAGCAGCUCAAAGCAGCGUAUGCACAAUAAUGACAAGUAUGUGUCACCAGUUUUAACUUAUUUCUCCUCCUUUUGUUCAUUUAGAAUUUAAAAGUUACUUAGCAAAUAUCCAUUUAUAUAUAUAAAGAAUUUUUUUCAAUGUACAUAAAAUCACAARAAUCCUGAUAUAGGUAGGUCAUUAUUGGAUUUUCAAGUACUCUAGCCUUUAAUGCCUAUGAUUCUGUCAAUUGAGCAAGUAAGAUGAUUUUUUCAGGCRAGUACAUGAAAAGGGAAAUAAAGCAGGUAUCAUGUUGGGCUCCCCCUUGAUAUCACUGAGCAACAUGUUUAGAAAAUCAUUAACCUCAAAGUUUCCAGUUCCCAGCACCCUUGAGAGAUUCCAAGGGCCCUGCAAUCUGCCAAAAACUCUAUACCACAAGUGUAUACAAUUUAGUUCAAAUGUGUAACACAGGACACACUGAAAGGGAGUAAUUUUUAGCAAAGUUAUGAUUUCUUGGUCUUAYGCUGACUCCAUUCCAGCCACUCUUCAAAAGCAAGGAAUAUCUAUCUAUUCAUUAAAAGCCUUUUGCUAGCCAUGACACAUUUGUGUAUUUAUAAAACUUAUAUAAGUCUAUCAUUGAAAUAAAACAAAUCUCCUCGUGACCAAUGCUCAUAUUUUUGUA
Messenger RNA from Urocitellus parryii (Arctic ground squirrel), 1842 nucleotides. RefSeq names its product cilia and flagella associated protein 418 (gene Cfap418). Lineage: Eukaryota; Metazoa; Chordata; Mammalia; Rodentia; Sciuridae. The record is from RefSeq and is a predicted model, not a curated record. Gene Ontology annotation, cellular component: cytosol.